Truncatella angustata is the source of this 929-nucleotide messenger RNA. RefSeq names its product S-adenosyl-L-methionine-dependent methyltransferase. Bases 123 to 929 code for a protein of 268 amino acids. Lineage: Eukaryota; Fungi; Ascomycota; Sordariomycetes; Amphisphaeriales; Sporocadaceae. The record is from RefSeq and is a predicted model, not a curated record. The transcript is spliced from 3 exons.
GGUAAACUUGUCUUUGAUGGCUGUUUUGAAAAAGGAGGUUUAUUAGUUCUGAAUUUGAAUCAAUAGCUGCGACAUACGAAUAUAUUCCAUCAUAGAGGCUUGUGUAGCAUUUCAGUCUCAUCAUGCCUAGUAACAGCGACACAACGGCACAACACGAUGCCAUCCGGGAAGUAAUGGGAGGCUUGGUAGUGUGCCCAAUAGAUCUAGAGACACCUGGUCUACGCAUUUUGGAUUCAGGCACAGGAGAUGGAUACUGGUUACAGGACUUGCUUGCGAGGACCCCAGGAUUAAAAGAAGCAACCCUUGUGGGAACUGAUGUGACCAACGUGAAGUUCCCAGAGGAUGGCACGGCGGGCCCUAUCACCUUCCAGCUCCAGUCCAUAACCGAACCCUGGCCUGAUGAAUGGCACGGGAGCUUUGAUUUGGUACAGCAACGUUUAGUACUUGGGGCUUGUGGAAAAUAUCCAUUUGCCACGGCAAUCAAAUCUCUCGCAGACCUCGUGAAGCCAGGUGGCUGGGUACAGCUGAUCGAGCCAGAUCAAACCUGCGGAGUUGAGGAUGGCCCAGCUAUGCGAGAUUUUAUCACGCUAGUCACUUGGGUAUUCGAGCAAAUGGGCGGCCACACCAGGUACGCCUACGAUGUAAAGCAUUGGCUCGAGGACGCAGGCAUAGUAGAUGUUGAGGAACGCAGCGUGCCGCUUUUUCUUGGUGCCAAGAUUCUGGACGAAGACUUAGCCAAGCGUACCGCGCGCUCGACAGCAGAUGCCAUGCUCCCUCUACUCAGUUUUUUGGAAAGGAAAGGGGGAGAUCCACCUCUAUCUGGUGACGAACUGAAAAUGCUAGUGCCACGGCUGAAUGAUGAGCUCCUGGCGCGAGGUGGAUUUUAUCCUCUUCGAGUUAUCACAGGCCGUGCACCUGAAAGAGAGUAG